AUGAAAUUCUCCUUUGCUUCUCUCGCCCUCCCUCUGUUGGCGGCUGCCGCUCCCACCAAGGAUGAUAACCCAGCCUUUGGUGUGAUGUCCUCCCGUUCGGCCUCGCCCAUCCACCUCCUGCCCAUGAACGCCGCAGGUCAGCACUUUUACCUUGGAGGAAAAGCCUCCACCUACUGUCCCCUUCCUGAAGGAAAGGGCUGUCCCCCGGGGACUUCGACCGUCUUUGCUCCGGGCGGAAGCGGCCUGAACGUCAUGGUCCCCGGUGGCCAACAAGUUUACGUCAACCCUGACGGUGCCCUGAGUUUCACCCAGGCUCACUCGGCGUACGUUCCUCCUGGCUCGGCCCUGGGUCCCUUCAGUUACGAGCCCGGCGAAAACUUCGGCCACUACACCUUCACCGGCUGGGGUGCUUCCGGUUUCAUGGCCUGUCCUACGAAGGACCAACGGUGGCAGGUUUUCGCAAACCUGCAGAACGCCACCGUCCCCACUGGCAAUGUUGAGGAUUGUUUGGGUUUCUCCGCCAUGGCUCCCAAGGCGGACAGCGGGGCUGCUGCUUGGCAAUAUAUCUAG
Messenger RNA from Aspergillus tanneri, 570 nucleotides. Its product is annotated as putative IgE binding protein. NCBI's taxonomy places the organism in Eukaryota, Fungi, Ascomycota, Eurotiomycetes, Eurotiales, Aspergillaceae. The record is from RefSeq and is a predicted model, not a curated record. The transcript has 2 exons. The coding region runs from base 1 to 570 and encodes 189 amino acids.